UCUUUUAGCGCAGUGAACCGAUCGCAAUGAAAGAUUGUUUCACACAGUACACACCAUCCUCGGAGUACUUAAACCACGGCUUUCCGUGCCAGUCUCCCUCACUCCUUGCGAGCAGCGCUCAGAAUGUCCUAUCCAACUGAACAGACGCUCUUCUUCUCGUCGCCCGAAUUUGCUGUUGUUGGUGCCUCCACCGUAAAGGAGAAGUAUGGCACCCGGGUCCUCAAGUGGUACAUCGAUCGCAAUAAGACCGUUACUCCAGUCCACCCAAAAGAGGAAGUUUUGGAAGGAAUCAACACUGUGAAAACUUUGAGUGAAUUACCUCACCCAGCAAGCACUUCUGUCAGCAUCGUCACGCCCCCCAAAGUCACCCUUCGCCUUCUCGAGGAAGGAAAGAAGCUCGGAAUCCCGGCCUUCUGGUUGCAACCUGGCGCAGAAGACGAUGCGGUCCGGCAGUACAUUGAGGAGGGCGGUCUUUCCUCGAAAGUUGUCCUCGGUGGACCUUGUGUUCUCGUCGACGGCGACGGUGUCACUCGUUCGUUGCUUUGAAACCGUUCAUCCCUUUCCGUCCCGUUCGAGCGCCAAGGAAUUGGACAAUAAGUAGAAUAUGACGCACCGAAUUACAAUAAAAUUCAGAAACGCAA
Molecule: messenger RNA, 641 nt
Organism: Cantharellus anzutake
Lineage: Eukaryota; Fungi; Basidiomycota; Agaricomycetes; Cantharellales; Hydnaceae
Product: NAD-P-binding protein
Exons: 4
Coding region: 124-546 (140 amino acids)
Source: RefSeq, a predicted model, not a curated record